Messenger RNA from Funneliformis mosseae, 222 nucleotides. The record is from the annotation of a GenBank genome assembly. Lineage: Eukaryota; Fungi; Glomeromycota; Glomeromycetes; Glomerales; Glomeraceae.
AUGGAAACUAGCAUAUUGUCUAUCAAGGUUGCUCAUGAAUUAAGUACAGUACAUAAAGGAGACACGGAAGAUUGGGUAUGGUAUGCAUGUAAAAUUCUGCCAGGAGAUACAUUUUGGCUACGGAACACUUCAUUGAUCGUAAGUGAAACUAGAUUCAUGGUUAUGGCCGGCCAGGGGCCGACCUUAAUAUUUGAAAGAAACACGUGUAUAUAUUGUAUAUAG